AUGAGGAACUUUAGUGCUGCACUCACAACGCAGGCACUGAACUACGAUUACAUCAUGAAGGAGUUCUCCAUUAAUGUCCCGUCCGAAGCGCUAAACAUCACCUUCACCCCUUCACCAAACUCGUCAAACACAUACGCGUUUGUGAAUGGGAUCGAAAUCGUGUCUCAUCCCGACAUCUACAGCACAGACGGGACAGCGAAUGUGGUGGGCCAGUCCACUGGUUUCAACAUCGACAAUAGCACGGCUCUCGAGAAUCUUUACCGGCUGAAUGUGGGUGGGAAUGAUAUUUCGCCCUCCGGCGACACGGGUCUUUUCCGGUCAUGGCGUGAUGACACGAACUACAUUUUCAGCGCGGCAAUUGGUGUCACGGAGGUUCCAGACCCGAACAUUACGGUUGCUUUUGCCCCUGGAUCACCGAACUACGUUGCCCCACUCGACGUGUACAGGACUCUGAGGUCUAUGGGACCUAACUCGUCUGUCAAUCAGAAUUACAAUCUCACCUGGAAUUUAAACAUCGAUUCGGGUUUUUCAUACCUCGUUAGGCUGCACUUCUGCGAGGUAACAGAUGUCAUCACGAGAGUGAACCAGAGGGUCUUUACCAUCUUCCUUAAUAAUCAGACUGCGGAGCAGGCAGCAGACGUGAUCGCUUGGGAAGGAGGUGAUGGAAAUAAUGGAAUUGCCAUUCACAGGGAUUACAUUGUGUUGGUCCCUACAGGGCCUCCCCAGCAGCUGCUCUGGCUCGAUUUGCAUCCUUACACAGCAUCAAGGCCACAAUACUACGACGCCAUUCUCAACGGGCUCGAAGUGUUUAAAAUAAACGACACCACCGGAAGCCUUGCCGGCCUGAAUCCGGAACCACUUCCUCCGACGCCGGACGAUGAAUCGCCUCCGGCCAACUCUGGAUCCGGUGGAAAUAAUAAUAAUACAGCCGCUAUUGCAGGUGGGGUUGGUGGCGGAAUAGCCGCUCUCCUCCUUCUCGGCUUAUGCGUGUGCCUCAUAUCCCGAAGCAGGAAGCAAAGAAAGGACUCCACCACGAGUGAUGGCUGGCUACCUUUGUCCCUGUACGGGAACUCACACUCGUCAGGCUCUGCCAAGACCAACACGACUGGGAGCUAUGCCUCGUCCCUCCCGUCAAACCUAUGCCGCCACUUCUCGAUCGCCGAUAUCAAAGCUGCCACGAACAACUUUGAUGAGGCCCUCCUGCUUGGAGUGGGGGGCUUUGGGAAGGUCUACCGUGGGGAGAUCGACAGUGGGACAAAAGUGGCUAUCAAGCGGGGGAACCCUCUAUCCGAGCAAGGCGUGCAUGAGUUUCAAACCGAGAUAGAAAUGCUCUCCAAGCUUCGACACCGCCACUUGGUCUCUUUAAUUGGAUACUGCGAGGAGAACUGUGAGAUGAUCCUUGUGUACGACUACAUGGCUUAUGGGACACUUCGUGAGCAUCUUUACAAGACUCAGAAGCCUCCUCUGCCGUGGAAGCAGCGCCUCGAGAUCUGCAUAGGCGCAGCUCGUGGCCUUCACUAUCUACACACCGGGGCAAAGCACACCAUAAUCCACCGUGAUGUUAAAACGACAAACAUCCUCCUUGAUGAGAAGUGGGUGGCUAAAGUCUCUGACUUUGGCCUCUCGAAAACUGGACCCUCCCUCGAUCACACCCACGUCAGCACUGUGGUGAAGGGCAGUUUUGGGUAUCUUGAUCCAGAGUACUUCAGGCGGCAGCAGCUGACUGAAAAGUCCGAUGUCUACUCCUACGGGGUCGUGCUUUUUGAGAUCAUCUGCGCCCGGCCGGCUCUCAACCCUACGCUCCCCAAGGAACAGGUCAGCUUGGCUGAGUGGGCACAGCACUGUUACAACAAGGGCAUUCUCGACCAGAUAAUCGAUCCUUAUCUAAAAGGGAAGAUUGCGCCUGAGUGCUUCAAGAAAUUCGCUGAGACAGCUGUCAAGUGUGUGUGUGAUGUGGGGACGGACAGGCCUUCGAUGGGGGAUGUGCUGUGGAACCUCGAGUUUGCACUGCAGCUUCAGGAGAGUGCGGAGGAAAGUGGGAAGGGCCUCGGAGGAGGGCUUGAUAUUGAGUCGUAUGAGAGUACGUGCAAGAAGGAUCCUGAUUCAUCAUUGGGGUUCGAUGGAAAUAUCACAGAUUCGAAAAGUAGCGGGCUGUCGAUGAGCAUUGGUGGGAGGAGCCUUGCAAGUGAGGACUCUGAUGGGUUAACCCCGAGUGCUGUCUUCUCUCAGAUCAUGAAUCCGAAAGGACGGUAG
Messenger RNA from Striga hermonthica, 2253 nucleotides. The record is from the annotation of a GenBank genome assembly. NCBI's taxonomy places the organism in Eukaryota, Viridiplantae, Streptophyta, Magnoliopsida, Lamiales, Orobanchaceae.